Molecule: messenger RNA, 1089 nt
Organism: Pecten maximus
Lineage: Eukaryota; Metazoa; Mollusca; Bivalvia; Pectinida; Pectinidae
Source: RefSeq, a predicted model, not a curated record
AAAUAUAUUCGCGAUCCGAGGCCAGAAACCUCUAAAUUUGCAAUUAUGCCCACAGGACAGGUAGUAAACAAACCAGACGCUGACAACGGCGUGCGGAAGAGUAACCGGGUGUCAACAUCCAAGGGAGCCAAAGACAAGUCUAAAUCAACGGGAGGAUCAUUUACCACUCCAUGGACAGAUGAGCCAUGGACAUGCAACAUUUGCAAUAACCUAUAUGAGGAUCAGGACUCAAAACUGCUGGAAUGCCAGCGCUGCGAAGGCCGCUUCUGUACUAAAUGCCUGGAUAAGGGAGAUAAUGAGUACACCGUGUUGUCAAAGUCGAAUGCAAUGUGGUUCUGCGCUCCAUGCCGCGUACACAUUGAGAAAAAUAUCAACAACGAUAAGAUGAUAGAGCAGAAAUGCAAGGAAAUAAUGAACGAGUUUGAAGAGAGGAUCACAACAAUCGAGGAAGCUCUGAAAAAUAAAUGUGACGAGCGAAAAGUCAGGGACAUUAUAAAAGAGGAGCUGGCUUCAGGAACAAAAGGAGAUACACCACAGGAAUCAACAACAACACAGCAAAAGGCAACAUCCAACACGCAGGAAGUUCUCACGGAACUAGAGGACAGAAAGAAGAGGGAAAAUAACAUUCUAGUCUUUGGAGUAAAAGAACAAACUAACAAUGAUGGAAGUGAGAGGAAAAAAGAAGAUGAGAAAAUUAUACAGGACAUGUUGUCCGCAUGCAAGCUAACCAAGGAAUUACUUGAUGGCAUUACAAAAGUGGCACGAUUGGGAAAAUUUAAGAAGCCAAAGGAGGAGUCAACAGAGUCAACAGAACCAGCAGGUAUAAGGCCGAUACUAGUCUCAUUCGGAACAACAGAUCACAAAAAAUGUUUCUUCAGAAACAUAAGUGAACUGCAAAAGCAUGACAAGUAUAAAUCAAAUAAGAUAAGCAACGACCUCACGAAAAAUGAAAGGGAAAAAGAGGCAUCACUUAGAGAGGAGGCAAAGCGAAUGAGUCAGGAACAAUCGCAGUCGGGGAAAUAUGUCUUCCGUGUAAGGGGCCCACCCUGGAACAGAAAAAUCGUACGGCAAACAAAGAAAGAAAAUUAG